AUGGCACGCCCGCCAUUAUUCCCUGAACAGUCCGCAGCUGGCAUAGCCGUCGAUCCACGCACCCUUGAACGUGUUAUACCAGAAUCAAAGAGAUCAGAUGGAACUGUGCGCAAGCAGCUUAAGAUUAGACCUGGAUUCACACCCCAGGAAGAUGUCUCUCGAUUCCGUGGAUCACGCCAGCAGGCGAUGGAUUCUACGGCCCUUCCAAAGGGCCACAUACUAGGUUGGGUUGCGCCUUCUUCUGCUACAUCACCGAAAAGCAAGACCGCUACGCCACCUCCAAAUAAGAACGCGAAAAAGCGCGCCAAUGCUCGAGCCAAGAAAAGCGUGGAGAAGGCGGCUAUCAUUAAAGAUAAUUGGGAGGAUGAGGAGGGGGAAGAUGAAGAUGAAGCUUCAGCUGACGUGCAAGCAACUACCGAGAAGUUGAAGGAGGGAAGCUCGAAGACCAGCACGAACGAUGUGGCAACAACGGGAUCGCACGCUGAAGACAAGCCAAACCGAGCCUCCGCACCAAAUUCAAAUUCAAAUCCAUCAUCAACAAAUCAGAGCACUGUCGAGCUUUCGGACAAACUUGAGAAGCUACAAGUCAAAUGA
Suillus fuscotomentosus is the source of this 594-nucleotide messenger RNA. RefSeq lists its product as uncharacterized. Bases 1 to 594 code for a protein of 197 amino acids. Lineage: Eukaryota; Fungi; Basidiomycota; Agaricomycetes; Boletales; Suillaceae. The record is from RefSeq and is a predicted model, not a curated record. Gene Ontology annotation, biological process: exon-exon junction complex disassembly. Gene Ontology annotation, molecular function: RNA binding. The transcript has 2 exons. Gene Ontology annotation, cellular component: exon-exon junction complex; cytoplasm.